Molecule: messenger RNA, 2061 nt
Organism: Fimicolochytrium jonesii
Lineage: Eukaryota; Fungi; Chytridiomycota; Chytridiomycetes; Spizellomycetales; Powellomycetaceae
Product: isocitrate lyase
Exons: 5
Coding region: 262-1899 (545 amino acids)
Biological process (GO): carboxylic acid metabolic process
Molecular function (GO): isocitrate lyase activity
Source: RefSeq, a predicted model, not a curated record
UCCAGGAGUCAUGCGUUUGCUCCUAUUGUUUCCGCAUAUGGUGCAUGCAGGAGACUCACAGGAUACACGCGCAAUUGCCUCCUUUUGGCAACAGGGCUCCUCCCUUCCCAUAAAUAAUCAGCCCCACACAGCUUCCUCGACUCUGCCAUUUCUUUUUCCAGCGCUGAACGAACUCGACUCUACGACUUCGUACUUUAUUUUCCCACGCAACUGUCAUCCUCCUUCCCAACCUUCAACACACACUCAUCCUUAUCCGCAAAGAUGGCCCAAGAACGCAUGCUUUCUGCUGCUGCGCUCGCUGAAGAGCAGCGCGUCUUCGAUGCCGAGGUCAAGUCCAUCAAGGCUUGGUGGGAAAAUGAGCGUUUCCGUCUCGUCAAGAGGCCGUACUCCGCCGAAGAUGUCGCGAAGAAGCGUGGAACCCUCCCCAUCUCCUACCCGUCUGGGGACCAAGCUAAGAAGCUGUGGAAGCUUUUGCAAAACCACAAGGCGAACAAGACUGCCUCCUUCACCUACGGUGCUCUCGACCCCGUCCAGGUCGCCCAGAUGGGCAAGUACCUCGACACGAUCUACGUGUCCGGAUGGCAAUGCUCUUCCACUGCCUCCUCCUCCAACGAGCCCGGACCGGAUCUUGCUGACUACCCCAUGGACACUGUCCCGAACAAGGUUGAGCACCUUUUCCUUGCUCAGGCAUUCCACGACAGGAAGCAACGCGAGGACCGUCUGUCCUUGUCUCUUGGGGAGCGCGCCAAGGUCCCUUUCACGGACUUCCUGAGGCCCAUCAUCGCCGACGCCGACACCGGUCACGGUGGUAUCACGGCCAACAUGAAGUUGGCAAAGAUGUUCGUUGAGCGUGGUGCUGCUGGUAUUCAUUUGGAGGACCAAGCUGCCGGAACCAAGAAGUGUGGUCACAUGGCUGGAAAGGUGCUGGUCCCUAUUUCUGAGCACAUCAACCGUCUUGUUGCCGUCCGUCUGCAGUUCGACAUCAUGGGAGUUGAAAACAUCGUCGUCGCGCGUACUGAUGCAGAAGCUGCCACCCUCAUCACCUCCAACAUCGACUACCGUGACCACCCCUUCAUCCUCGGUUCCACCAAUCCAAGCCUCCUUCCUUUGGUCGACGUGAUGGUGGAAGCUGAGCGCCAAGGAAAGAUCGGCGCCGCGUUGCAGGCCGUAGAGGACGACUGGGUCAACAAGGCCGGCGUCAAGCUGUACACCGAAGCCGUCGUCGACGCUCUGAAAGCCGCAGGAAAGGCCGGAAGCGUGAACGAAUUCCUGCAAAAGGCGGAAGGUCUCUCCAACGCCAAGGCCCGUGCCCUUGCCAAGUCUUACGGUGUCGAGCCCUUCUGGUGCUGGAACGCACCACGUGUGCGUGAAGGUUACUUCCGCUACCAAGGGGGAACACCCGCCUGCGUCAACCGUGGUCAAGCAUACGCCCCUUACGCUGACCUGAUUUGGAUGGAGACCAAGAAGCCCAUCUUUGCUCAGGCACAAGAGUUCGCCACCGGUGUGCACAAGGUUCACCCCGAGACCAUGCUCGCGUACAACUUGUCGCCAUCCUUCAAUUGGGAUGCCGCUGGCAUGUCUGACGCGCAAAUCUCGAGCUUCAUUGGAGACAUUGCCAAGCUUGGAUUCGUCUGGCAAUUCAUCACGUUGGCUGGGUUCCACUCCGACGCCUUGAUCACGGAUCUCUUCGCACGAGACUACGCCAAGCGCGGUAUGUUGGCCUACGUCGAGGGUAUCCAACGACAAGAACGUUUGAACGGUGUCGAGACUCUCGCACAUCAAAAGUGGUCUGGAGCCGAGUACUUUGACAACCUGAUCAAAACAGUGCAAGGCGGUGUCAGCUCCACAUCCGCGAUGGGCAAGGGAGUGACAGAAUCCCAGUUUGGAGGAAAGCACUGAUUUAUUAGAACCGGAGAAGGCGAUAGGCAUGAUUGAUGGCUAGAGAGGAGUCUGUCAUUUGUGCGCACUUUAAACGGGAAGCGGAGCAUCCCUUCGUCUGCUUUAUAAUUUUGUCAUGAUUGUUCUUUUUUGAUUUUUGAAUUGAAUUUAUUGAUCCCUAGC